AUGAAUAUGUUGGAUGAUGAAGAAGACCAAAGCUUUCACGCUACGCGUGACGGCUACUCCCAUUUGAGCGAUGUCGAAUGGGAUGCGGUUGAACGAAUGGGUUCGACCAUGGGCAUCCAUGCUGUUAGCGUCAUGCUAGAGGCUCUCAAUAGAGAUGCCCAACAUGCUACUAUCGCCAAGUUCAUUCAAAAUGAACUUGACGCAGAACGCGAGAAAGUAGCCUUGCUUCACCAACAAGGUUCUCAACAAGCAGAGUUGUUGAGAGAACAAGGUGCUCAACAGUUUGAACUGUUGAGACAGCAGCAGGCUGCUGCUGGCGGGUCGAUGCACUCGCGUCGGCCCGAGACUUUGAAGAUUGACAUCUCCAAGGCGCGUCGCAUCGACGACGGGGAUAUGCAAGUUGCAUUUGCCCAGUCAAAUCUGGCAGGACGUGCCAAGACUUGGGCACUGGGGCUCAAGCUGCACGACCCAUACGCGUUUGGGUCGUUGGAAGUCUUCAAGUCGCGGCUCAGACAAACGUUUGAACCGCCUAGAGCUGAGUUCAGAGCUCGAACCGAACUCUUGAAGCUCAAGCAGGGUAAGCGUGAUGUGCACGCUUACGCUCAACAUAUACGACAUCUCACGAGUUGUAUAAGUUCCAAUCCGGUGGAUGAACACACGUUGGUUUCGGUGUUCAUGCAGGGUCUUGCGGAUGGUCCCGUCAAGACUCACCUGUUCCGGCUUGAACUAGAUUCACUAGAACAAGCCAUUUCAAUUGCGGAGCAGGAAGACUUCAGUCUGAGACAGGCUCGCGCCAGCUCGACAUCAUAUCGUCAACCGAGACGAUAUGACAACGGAGGUCCAGAGCCGAUGGAACUCUGUUAUGUAGAGAGCGAGAAGGCUCGCUCUACAGGCUACAAGAAGUUGCAGAGAUGCAACAGAUGUCAAAAGACAGGACACUACGCUUACGAGUGUAGUGCCCCUCGUCCAGUGUCUCGCGACACUGGGCGUAGUGACCGUCCACCCAUGAGAAAGGGGCAGGGACGAGGGUCCGCAGUUGGUGCAAAGACGCAACAACGGGAUGGACCGUCAAAAACCGGACAGGAUCAGUAG
Molecule: messenger RNA, 1092 nt
Organism: Peronospora matthiolae
Lineage: Eukaryota; Oomycota; Peronosporomycetes; Peronosporales; Peronosporaceae
Source: the annotation of a GenBank genome assembly